AUGGCUACUACAGGCUCAGAGGUUGUGCUGCCCACUGAAAGGGACCAAGUUGCGGUCGUCGACGGUGUUGACAAGCUAGCUCCUCCACAAGCCAACGAAGAAAAGGUGAGCAAAAAUGUUUCAGAAGAUCACACAAAGAACGUGAACGCUUCAGAGUUCGAGAGGCCUACGGUGGAUGCGUCUUAUGUAGGGUGGAAGCAAAUUGGCGGCUGGGAGGAAAAGGAUGAACUGACAUUGGAAGAUGAAUUGAUGGAUCUUAACAACGAGACGUUCUUGGACAACGUCAUCCCAGAUAAAUUUUACGGUGACUGGUAUCAGACCGCGGGUGUGAUUUUUUUGGGCGGUUCGCUUUCCUUUCUAAUAGGAAAACUUGGUUUUUCCUUAGGGCCUGUUUUCUUUGUUGUUUUGGCGAUGAGUCUCCUCUACCGGGCAUCGAUUAAACGCUAUAGAGCUACUAUUAGGGAUCAGGUCCAGAAGGAGUUCACUGUCCAGAAAGUUGAAGGUGACUACGAGUCCAUGGAGUGGCUCAAUAGCUUUCUGGACAAAUAUUGGGCUCGACUAGAACCUGAGGUAUCUCAAAUGAUCGUGCAGCAGGUCAACGAAAUUUUGGCCACGAACCCUGCUAUUCCUGCUUUUGUGAAGGCUUUGUGGAUAGAUAAAUUCACUUUGGGUGUCAAGCCUCCAAGAAUUGAUCUAGUGAAGACCUAUCAAAACACUGAUACUGACGUUGUGGUUAUGGACUGGGGCGUAUCCUUCACUCCACAUGACCUAUCGGAUUUGAACUCUAAGCAGCUCAAGAACUACGUCAACCAAAAGGUCACCAUUAACGCCAAAGCUUUUGGUCUCCCACUUUCUGUUUCUGUUUCAGAUAUUGCUUUCAAAGCUAUGCUCAAGGUUCGGUUCAAGCUAAUGACACCUUUUCCCCAUAUUGAAACUGUUAAUCUCCAGUUGACAGAGACACCUGAUGUUGACUUUGUUGCCAAGCUAUUAGGCGAGAGUAUUUUCAACUGGGAAAUCCUGAGCAUCCCAGGCCUUUAUCCACUAAUCCGGGAGCUAGCAAAGAAAUACAUGGCACCUAUAUUGAUGCCUCCAUUUUCUUUGCAACUGAACAUUCCUCAACUUAUUUCAGGGUCCGCAGUAUCUAUCGGUAUUUUGGAGGUCACUGUCAAAGACGCAAUUGACAUUAAACGCGCUCGGAACAUUCUUAAUAGAUCUGUGGACCCAUACUUAUCUUUCGAGUUUAAUGGCGUCUGUGUUGGUAAAACGAGAACUGUACGCGAUUCACUCAAUCCCGUUUGGAACGAAACCUUGUUUCUAUUAUUGAACUCGUUCACAGAGCCUCUAUCAAUUGUUUUGUAUGACAGGCGCGAAAAUGUCAAGGACAAAGUACUGGGAAGAAUUGAGCAUAACCUCAGUACCCUUCACGAUGAGAAUACUCAAAAGAACUUGAGUGGGUGCUUCUUGAGAAGUUCCAAACCAGUUGGUCAAUUGAAUUUUGGGCUAAAGUUCCAUCCUACCUUAGAGCCUAAGCAGCUCCCUGACGGCACUGUUGAAGAUGCCCCCGACUUGAAUGUUGGUAUCAGUAAAUUGAUCAUUGAAGAAGCUAAGGAAUUGUCUGAACCUGGUUCGAAGGUCUCCGCUUACGUGGAACUGUAUGUUAAUGCCAAAUUAGUGUUGACAACGGGUAGUGUUAAAAACACAGAGACUCCAUCUUGGUUUCAAGAGUAUGAAGCUGUUAUUGCAGACCGCCGGAAGACUAGAACUAAGAUUGUGAUUAAGAACGCGAAAGGCGAAACUAUUGGUAGUACCGUCCAAACCCUGAGCGACCUGAUUGACCGUUCUGAAGUUGGAAAGUGCUGGAUUCCUUUACAAAACGGAAAGGGCCAAAUCAAGGUCACAACUUAUUGGAAGCCUGUCGAACUGGGAAUGGGAGCCAACUCUGUGGCAUACACGCCUCCUAUUGGCGCUGUGAGAGUUUUCAUUAGCAAGGCCGAGGGUCUCAGAAACCUUGAGAAGUUUGGAAAGAUUGAUCCUUAUGCGAGGGUCCUGGUCAAUGGUAUCCCAAGAGGGCGUACAGAUGUUCGGGGAUCCACUUUGAAUCCAGUGUGGAACCAGGGUAUCUAUGUCGCUGUUACGUCGCCUAAUCAGAGGAUCACCUUGGAAUGUCUCGAUGUUGAAACCGUUGGCGCUGACCGUACCCUCGGCAAGUUCAACAUUGAUGUCGCCAACAUGUUUCAAAAAGGCAAUGAUGAUAAGUAUGUUGAAAACGUUGAUGAAGAGCCUAAAGUGGGUCGUCUCGUUGACAAAAAGGGGGCUAAGGGAUCUGUGACUUAUUACGUUUCCUUCUAUCCUACAGUUCCUGUUCUGAGCUUGGAGGAGAUCCAGGAAGUUGAUGAACUUAACGAGAGAAAGAAGAGGCUUCAGAUCCAGGAAAGCGAAAAGAGUGACGAUGAACUGUCUAAACAAGCAGAGCAAAAGAGAAAGGAAGAAGAAUUUGAAGUCAAGGAACUUGAAGACCUGUUCAGUAAUAAGUUGAAACUGGACUUAGAUGAGCUUCUUCAAUAUAAGAGUGGUGUUUUUGCUUUCUCUGUAUUAGGCGGCGAGCUUCCACAGACUGGUUGCUAUGUCCAAGCGUUCUUUGACUCCAACGGAUAUCCCCGUUAUGUUAGCCAAAAAUUUGGUGGUAGAACCAUCAGAAAUGGUGCUACAGGUGACGUGAUAAUAAAAGAACUUGAUUGGUCUAUCACCACCUUUAGAGUGACAAAGAAGGGUGAUGCUAGCAAGGCAGAGGAGUGUUAUGCUGAAGUUACUAUCCCCACUAUCGAACUAGUGAAGAACUGUUACUACAAGCCAUCAAUUCUGAACCUGACUGGCGGUAACAGUGCGAAACUGAUGCUUCAAGUUUCUUGGUUCCCAGUAGCCGCUUCAAAGCUCCCACAAGCAGACUUGAUUACCAACAGCGGUGAUCUAACGAUCAAUGUGCUUGGUGCCAACAAUUUGAUCUCUGCAGACAGGAACGGUAAAUCUGACCCAUUCGUCAAAUUCUACAUUGACAACAAUGAAAGUUCUUUCUUCAAAACUCAUCACAAGAAAAGAACGCUGGAUCCAGUUUGGAAUGAAAAAUGCGAGGUGCAAAUUAACAAUCGUGUUAACAACUACCUCAAAAUCAAAAUGAUGGACUGGGAUGCAGGAAACAAGGACGAUUUGAUUGGCGAAGCCAUUUACCCGUUGGCCAGUGUUGACCCUGAAAACCCCAGUGAUGUCGACAUCCCCUUGAUUGGUCCUGAAGGUAAGGACGGGGGUGUACUGCACCUAAGUUUCAGCUUCAGUCCAAGAUACACGCUAUCUGUACGCAAAACGGAGAAAAAAGUUGGUGACUUAGCUUCGAAGGGUAUCUCGUCAGGACUGCAUGCCGGAACAUCUGUUAUCGGCGGCGGGUUAGGAGCUGUUGGUAAGAUCAAGAAGGGUAUUUUUGGUGGUGACAAGAAGGACGAUAAGAAGAGUGACAAAAAAGAUGGCGACGCUCAUUAA
Molecule: messenger RNA, 3531 nt
Organism: Lachancea thermotolerans CBS 6340
Lineage: Eukaryota; Fungi; Ascomycota; Saccharomycetes; Saccharomycetales; Saccharomycetaceae
Gene: TCB2
Product: tricalbin
Exons: 1
Coding region: 1-3531 (1176 amino acids)
Molecular function (GO): lipid binding
Source: RefSeq, a predicted model, not a curated record